Molecule: messenger RNA, 7392 nt
Organism: Ornithorhynchus anatinus (platypus)
Lineage: Eukaryota; Metazoa; Chordata; Mammalia; Monotremata; Ornithorhynchidae
Gene: CPD
Product: carboxypeptidase D
Exons: 21
Coding region: 33-4187 (1384 amino acids)
Biological process (GO): proteolysis
Molecular function (GO): metallocarboxypeptidase activity; zinc ion binding
Source: RefSeq, a predicted model, not a curated record
AGGGGGGGGGCGAGCGGUGGGGCUGCUGGAAGAUGGCGAGCGGCGGCGGGCUGGUCCUGGUCCUGGUUCUGGUGCUGGUCCCGGUGCUGCUGCUGCCGGGCCCGGCCUCGGCGGCCCACAUCAAGAAGGCGGAAGCGGCGGCGGCGGCGGCGGCGGCGGCGGCGGCGGAGGAGGAGCUCUUCGACCGCUACUACCACGAAGCGGAGCUGGGCCGGGCGCUGCGGGCGGCGGCGGCGGCGGGGCCCCCGGGCCUGGGCCGCCUGUUCAGCAUCGGCCGCUCGGUGGAGGGGCGGCCGCUCUGGGUGCUGCGCCUGACGGCCGGGCUGGGGCCGCCCGCGCCCCCGGGGGGAGCCUCCCCGGAGCCCCCCCCGACCCCCGAGGCGGCGGGGCCGCUGAUCCCGGGCCGGCCCCAGGUGAAGCUGGUGGGCAACAUGCACGGCGACGAGACGGUGUCGCGCCAGGUGCUGGUCUACCUGGCCCGCGAGCUGGCGGCCGGCUACGGCCGCGGGGACCCGCGCCUCACCCGCCUCCUCAACACCACCGACGUCUACCUGCUGCCCAGCCUCAACCCCGACGGCUUCGAGCGCGCCCGGGAGGGGGACUGCGGCGGCGGAGGCGGCGGCGGCGGCGGCGGAGCGGCGGGAGCGGGAGGAGGAGGGGGCCGCGACAACAGCCGCGGCCGCGACCUCAACCGCAGCUUCCCCGACCAGUUCGGCAGCGGCGGCCCCCCCGACCUGGCCGACGUGCCCGAGGUGCGAGCCCUCAUCCGCUGGAUCCGACGCAACAAAUUUGUGCUCUCCGGAAACCUGCAUGGUGGCUCGGUGGUAGCAAGCUAUCCUUUCGAUGAUUCGCCAGAGCAUAAAGCCACCGGAUUCUACAGCAGAUCCUCAGACGACGAAGUCUUUAAAUAUCUGGCAAAAGCCUAUGCUUCAAACCACCCUAUAAUGAAAACUGGUGCUCCACACUGCCCAGGAGAGGAAGAUGAGACUUUCAAAGAUGGGAUCACCAAUGGAGCUCAUUGGUAUGAUGUAGAAGGUGGCAUGCAGGAUUACAACUACGUGUGGGCCAACUGCUUUGAAAUCACCCUGGAACUCUCCUGCUGUAAAUACCCUCCUGCUUCUCAACUUCGGCAGGAGUGGGAGAACAAUCGAGAAUCUCUAAUUACAUUGAUUGAAAAGGUCCACAUUGGAGUAAAAGGAUUUGUUAGGGACUCUGUCACCGGAUCUGGCCUGGAGAAUGCAACCAUCAUGGUAGCAGGUAUUAACCAUAACAUCACAACAGGCAGAUUUGGGGACUUCCAUAGAUUACUCGUGCCUGGAACCUACAACCUCACAGCAGAUUUAACUGGUUAUAUGUCAAUGACUGUGGAUAACAUUGUGGUGACCGAAGGACCAGCAAAAGAAGUGGACUUCUCCUUGAGGCCCACAGUGUUUGUGCCAAUCCCGGACCCCACUCAGGCAGUGACAACUAGCACCAUUUCUAUCACUAAUGCUCCUGCAACAACCUUGUUCCACCAGCAAAUUCAGCCUAAAGACUUUCACCACCACCACUUCCCUGACAUGGAAAUCUUUCUGAGGAGGUUUGCCAAUGAUUAUCCAAAUAUCACACGGCUCUAUUCACUAGGAAAAUCAGUGGAGUUAAGAGAGCUUUAUGUCAUGGAGAUAUCCGACAAUCCAGGCGUCCAUGAACCAGGUGAACCCGAGUUUAAGUACAUUGGCAAUAUGCAUGGCAAUGAGGUGGUAGGAAGAGAAUUGCUCCUGAAUCUCAUCGAAUAUCUCUGUAAAAACUAUGGGACAGACCCCGAAGUGACAGAAUUGGUCCAAAACACAAGAAUUCACCUUAUGCCGUCCAUGAACCCUGAUGGGUAUGAGAAGUCCCAGGAAGGGGACCAAGCAAGUGUGGUUGGUAGAAACAACAGUAACAACUUUGACCUGAACCGAAAUUUCCCAGACCAGUUCUUUCAAGUCACUGACCCUCCACAGCCGGAGACAAUUGCUGUAAUGAGCUGGUUGAAGACCUAUCCAUUUGUGCUCUCAGCAAACUUGCAUGGAGGAUCUUUGGUUGUGAACUAUCCCUACGAUGAUGAUGAACAAGGAAUAGCUUUAUACAGCAAGUCACCAGAUGAUGCUGUAUUCCAACAAAUUGCACUGUCCUAUUCCAAGGAAAAUGCCCAGAUGUAUCAGGGGAGCCCCUGUAAGAGCAUGUAUCCAAAUGAAUAUUUUCCUCAUGGAAUCACCAAUGGAGCUCACUGGUACAAUGUCCCAGGUGGUAUGCAGGACUGGAACUACUUGAACACAAAUUGCUUUGAAGUGACUAUUGAGUUAGGUUGUGUGAAAUAUCCUUAUGAAAAGGAUUUGCCCAAGUUUUGGGAACAGAACCGUAGAUCUCUUCUGCAGUUCAUAAAGCAGGUUCAUCAGGGUGUCCGGGGAUUCGUGCUGGAUGCUUCAGAUGGCAGGGGCAUUUUAAACGCUACCAUCAGUGUCGCUGAAAUUAAUCAUCCUGUCACCACGUAUAAGGCUGGAGAUUACUGGCGCCUGCUAGUUCCUGGGAAUUACAAAAUCACAGCAUCUGCACGAGGGUAUAAUCCAGUCACAAAGAAUGUGACUGUAAGAAGUGAUGGUGCUGUACAAGUCAACUUCACACUUGUACCCUCGACAACAGAUGCGAAUAAUGAUGAAAAGAAGGGGAAAGCAUCUGUCUCAAACACCGAUGCAAGAGAUCCCACCACAAAAGAAUUUGAGACUUUAAUCAAAGAUCUUUCAGCUGAGAAUGGAUUGGAACACCUCUUGUUAAGCUCAUCCCCGAAUCUGGCUCUCUAUCGGUACCACUCUUAUAAAGAUUUGUCCGAGUUUCUCAGAGGACUGGUUAUGAACUACCCACAUAUUACAAAUCUCACUAAUUUGGGUCAAAGUGCUGAAUUCCGUCAAAUCUGGUCCCUGGAAAUCUCCAAUAAGCCCAAUGUAUCUGAGCCUGAAGAACCAAAGAUUCGAUUCGUUGCUGGUAUUCAUGGAAACGCUCCUGUUGGCACCGAACUGCUCUUGGCACUGGCUGAAUUUCUCUGCCUGAACUACAAAAAGAACCCAGCUGUUACCAAACUGAUUGACAGGACUAGAAUUGUAAUUGUGCCCUCGCUAAAUCCAGAUGGGCGUGAGCGAGCGCAAGAGAAGGACUGCACCUCGAAGAUAGGGCAGGCAAAUGCACAUGGCAAAGACCUGGACACAGACUUCCUGAGUAAUUCCUCACAAUCUGGUGGAAAGAGGCAACCGGAGACCAAAGCUAUCAUUGAGAACUUGAUUGAGAAACAGGACUUCAGUUUAUCUGUUGCUCUAGAUGGUGGUUCUGUGCUGGUCACCUAUCCAUAUGACAAGCCUGUUCAGACAGUGGAAAACAAAGAAACUCUAAAACAUUUGGCCUCUCUUUAUGCAAAUAACCACCCGUCCAUGCAUAUGGGUCAACCGGGCUGCCCAAAUAAAUCAGAUGAAAAUAUUCCAGGAGGAGUGAUUCGUGGAGCAGAAUGGCACAGUCACUUGGGCAGCAUGAAGGAUUACAGUGUCACGUAUGGCCACUGUCCAGAGAUCACAGUAUACACCAGCUGCUGUUACUUUCCCAGUGCAGGACAACUACCUACAUUGUGGGCAGAGAAUAAGAAAUCUCUCCUCAGCAUGUUAGUAGAGGUUCACAAAGGAGUGCGUGGAUUUGUUACCGAUAAGAGUGGAAAGCCAGUGUCCAAAGCAGUAAUUAUACUCAAUGAAGGAAUAAAAGUUCAUACAAAAGAAGGAGGGUAUUUCCAUGUGUUGUUGGCCCCAGGUUUUCAUAAUAUCAAUGCCAUAGCGGAUGGAUUCCAGGAACAGCAUACACAGGUCCUAGUUCGCCCUGAUGCAGCCAGCUCUGUGACCAUUACCUUUGACACGGACAACCGAAUAUUUGGCCUACCAAGGGAGCUUGUGGUGACUGUAGCAGGUGCUACGAUGUCUGCGCUGAUCCUGACCGCCUGCAUCAUCUGGUGCGUCUGCUCCAUCAAGUCCAACAGGCACAAGGACGGCUUCCAUCGGCUCCGGCAGCACCAUGACGAUUAUGAGGAUGAGAUUCGCAUGAUGUCAACUGGCUCCAAAAAAUCCCUCUUAAGCCACGAGUUCCAGGAUGAAACGGACACUGAAGAGGAAACGUUAUACUCCAGCAAACACUGAAAUACGCGCGUCGGCAUCUCUUCCCCCGCAUUCACACUAAGCAGAAGCGAGGCUCCCUGAUGGAGACCCAGCAGUAUUGGGGGCAUCUGUCCUGCUUCCAAAAGCUCUGGAAAGUUUUCCUAAAUGGGUAACCUCAAGGAAUAUUGGUGGCAAUUCUGAACUUCUUUUCUAAGACCUCUCAUCUUUUGUAUUCUAUUCCUAUGUGAGAAUAGGGCAGGAGGCAGCAGAGGUGAUGUAGCUUUUUUUAAAUUUUUUUUUCCCCACUUUAAGGUCAGCUGUUUGGAGCUCAUAUUGUGACUGCCCAAAGCCAACUGGUAGAUGUCGUAUGGGCACGUCGUGUUACUAGUGGCAUUUGCUUGUCUAUUUUUUUACAAAUAUUUUAUUUAAAUGGCUAAGAGAAUCCAGAAACCUUGAUGCGGGGAAGGUGGCUUGAAUCUGUGGCAUUAAGCUUUAAAACUCUAGAUCUCUCUCAACCUACUGAGGGGACUGUGAUGACUCAGGCGCAGAGAACAGGGGUUUCUUCGAUUCAAGUGAAACAAGUUGACUCGAGUUGUGGGUGAACAGCAUUAGGAAGGGAACGAGGAGCCUCUGUGUCUCGCGCUCUGCCUGUUCUAAGGCUGUUUAGGAGCUGUCAUGCUGUACUCUGAGGUGGCACCAUACUACCUCUUAUUAGGCUUAGCACAGUGCUGAAUCUCCCAAUUUUCAGGGAGUACUUGCAGGUCUCCCGGGGAAAGUGGUGUUGCAGAGAGAUGAGAGGAGACCUAGCAACAGCUAACUCUAUGCAUAUAUUUUACCUUAAACUCGACAGAGGCCUGCUGCUGCAGUUUUUGAACUUCUGCUUCCAAAAAAAACAAUGCUAGGCUGUUUUCUGAAUUGGAAUUCUCAUAGGCUGUGCAACCUUAUUGCUUCAGGUGAUGCACCUAUUCACCAUACUACAUUUUUCUGAUAGAAUUCAGAAAUAAAGGCUAAAGAGAUCUAAUCGCACAUUAUUUAACCAUUAUGCAGACCAGGGGGAUCUAGAGAUCGUGCUCCAACAUUAGCCGAGUAACAGCCUUAUGUGGUAACUCACUAAUCCUCAUUCUCUCAGAGAUGAGCAAUCUGACCUAUCUCAGACACACCGAACUGGAUAAAUGAAUGAAUUCUUUCACCCACUGAUUCUGUGGCCAACUUUUCUGACUGACUUUUAGCUAGACAAAACUUGUAUUAAAUGUGGCCGCCUCCUAGUAAGCUAAAGACAGCUCGUAAGGCAUCACUGUAGUGCACUGUGGCGGUUUUCGCUUCCUGAUUGUCAUUCAAAAUGCCUGAAGGGUUUGAGUUUUAUCACAUCUGUUGACUUUCCCUGUUGAGAAAACGGCGAUGCGUUUGGUAAGUACGAUAUUUGGCCGCAGCCAUUCAGAGCGGUGCGAUAGCCCGGCUGCUACUGUCCUCCUUCGAGUCAGUGAUGGUUCUGAAACCUUGCCAAGCUUACCACCGCCUCUGCAGACCGCCCACUUGUCCAUUCCUCUUCGGCAUCCCAAAGGCCCCUUGCGGAGGAGCUUGGCCAUUCUAAAUAACGGGGGCGUGGAAGGAUGCAUCUGAAGUGGUUUGGAAACAGCCAGCAUGGAGCCAUUGGGUUGGGUUGGUGAGAAGUCACUUUUACAUUUCAGUGGUUCUAGGCCCCUCGGUGCUGAUUAGAGAGGCUUCUACGGUCAGGGAUUUGUAGCGGGCCAUCAUGGAAAAGUAAUGAAACCUUUAUUUCCACCCCCCCACCUUUUUUGCUUCCCCCCAAUGAUUGGUGUUUCUGGGGGAAAGUCGACUGGCUUUACCGCUUUGUUCCAUCUGAAGCUGCUGGUCCUUGGGCAGGCAACCCUCAGAUUGGCUCCAGCACUUGGCUUCAGACUGCAAUCUGAUGACCAGUGGCAGGCUCCACUUGGUAAGUUGCAGCCGGGAAUGGAAUGCAGCGGGGCAGGCCCGAGGUUGGAGACGCAGCAGGCUUUUCUUUCUGAAAAUGGCGACCUCUGCAAGAUGCUAGGUUUUGAAUCCUAUUGAACUCAACAUCACUGCCUUAUCAUCACUCCUCACUGGCCAACAAGGGAAUGCCUUCCAGUCGACAGACACAUUAAUUGUAACGCUAUGGGACAAAUUGAAUUAUUUUGAGAAUUACUUCUGGAAGAUAAAUCAUAUCCAGCUGACAGGAUUGGGUUAGGAAGGAAUGGUGGAAAGUCUUCCCCCAUCCAUAAACAAUGUUUUAAAAACAAACAUUGUGCUCUAUAGCCUAGUCAAUCCCAGUUUGUAUUCCCCCAGUCUGAUAAAUGUAAUGACUGCAAAUCUAACAGGUCUUGUGUUCUGAGCCCUUGUUUGAUGUUUUGUGGGAGAAACAAAAGUGACCAUGUAAUACUGACAGCUACUCGUGUUUGGAGCUGUCAGGUGAAGUGCGUUACAGCCAGCGUUAAUUUGCCCUUAAGUUUUCACUGGAGACUAAAGAGCAUUACUGUAUUAAGAAAGUCGCCUAAAUUAAGUGUGCCUUUCCCUAUAAGGCAGAAGUCUUACCCAGAACUGGAGUAACCCUGUCCAGCAGGAGGGCAGAGUCCUAGGUCACUGGGCUGAACGUCAAAAGAUGGGUUGUGUGGAGUUUAGUGGGGAGGACAGACUUUAGGGAAUGCUAUCAUGUCAGAGACCAUCGGGGUAGGGAGGAGACCAGGUAGUGGUGAAACUGGGCGGCCCCAGUUUUCUCCCAUCCCCCAUGUAAAGUGUUGUCUAGCUUGAUGAUCGUCGGAUGCGUUCUGCAGUGUCCUCUGGGAUGAUCCAAUCCCCAGCCCUGCUCUUAACUAUGGUAAGUUUGGAGCCUACAUUUAUAAGGGCAGAAAUGACGAAGUAGAGACGAUUAAAACUGUGUGCAUAUGCUUUAAUGAGUAAACAUCUUCCAGUGAUGCAAAUUAAAUCAUUUUAAGAAAAGGAAAAACUCUCCUUCAGUUCAGUUUCUAAAGGGAUGAGAGGACUCUUUCCUAGUGAUGUGAGGGACUCGUGGAAACUCACUGAAAGGAAUUCUGCCUGGAACCUACUCAACCUUUGGAGGAGGAAAUGUUUCAUAUUUGGCCUGGUUGUUAUCAAUCAGAGAUUAUACCUGAAUAAGAUAUUAUUCCACCUGAAAAAAGGUAAAUGUGAUAUGUUGAACCUGUAAAUUGUGAUUUGGCAAAUAUGAAUAAAAACGGAGACUCUGCCAACA